This is a messenger RNA of Suillus plorans, 722 nucleotides long. RefSeq lists its product as uncharacterized. The transcript is spliced from 3 exons. The record is from RefSeq and is a predicted model, not a curated record. Bases 351 to 722 code for a protein of 123 amino acids. Lineage: Eukaryota; Fungi; Basidiomycota; Agaricomycetes; Boletales; Suillaceae.
UAUGAGUCUUAUGAUUAUUCAGGAAAAAACUUCAAACCUACGUACUUUGCCGCGGCGUCUCAGGCUGUCCUAGACGAAAUUAACACUUCGAGGGAAAUGCAAAGUGGUCCUCAUCGAUCGUACCGAAUUUUCACCAGCACUUGCUUCGCUGGAUGUGCGGGUUUCUGGAGAAGGAAUUGGCCUCGAAUCCCCCAACUGAUUAAGUUCACUCAUUGAUGUUUGAGCAAGGCCAUUUGCAGGCCACGGACCGGAAGCCGGGAGGGAAUAUUUGCUGCUGUGUUGACCUCAAGCGCUACUAGAGCAUUGGAUGAGCGUUGCUGAACUUCGGGAAAUGCCAGGAAGUCGAAGGAAUGGUUAUCUUCAAUCGUCUAACAUUGGGAACAUUCUUUUUCUUGCGCAAGCACACAAAACGCAGCACCACAGGUCAUUUCUUUGCGACCCUUGCUUACCAGCUUGCAAGCAAUUUUCCUAACGUCAAGGAGGACGUGAACAGAGCUAUCCGCGACAAUCCUACAGUUCUAGACUCCAGCAAGUCUCUUUGCGGCCAGAUGAUGGUGUUAUUUCGCCGACCUCUCUGGCACCUGCAACUCAGGCUGCGCAAUCAUCCGCCUCCGGUGUUUGUUGUUGAUGCCCUCGAUGCAUCGGAUGAAUGCCAACCUGAAACAGUCGCCGACCUGAUCUCCUCCUCAGGGAAGCAUUUCGUGAUCCUGAACUUCCCGUGA